CAGUCGCCUCAGCUGCAGGAGGCACAGAGAUGACCCACAAAUAGAAAGCAGCCGCAGACCCAGCCAUACGCAGCAGAAAACUCAUGUCUCUUUAAGUCAAUAGGAUGGGUCUAUCAUAUUUAUAAGCAUCACGUGCGACGUUUAUUAGUGCACCCUAAAGGCCUAACCACGCAAGCACGCAACUUGUGUUUCACUCAAUUUGAUUCAAUUGCGUCCUGGAAGAUAUACGGUACCUUAGAUUUCUCACUAUGGUGUGGACCUUUCCCAAGCAAGACAUACUCGCUUUUUGUCUGAUUCUCGUGGCAUCAGUGCUCCUUUCUUCUCGAGCUGACAGUGAAGAAUACGGACAGGAAGCAUGUGGCGGCAAUUCCUUGAAGUGCAACCAAGUCGUAUCCUACACGACCACAACUACAAUGCAGAAAAAAGUAUCUUACACAGAAAAGUACUCGACUCAAUGCGGGGACAUCUGGCAAUGGUAUUCUUGUGAAAAAGAAAGGACGAUCUACAAGUAUGAGACUGUUGACAAGAACGUCACAAGAUACAAGAUUCAAUGCAGAGACUGCAACAUUAGUGGAAGCGGCAGUGGUAGUGGCAGUGGCAGUGGUAGUGACAGUGGUCUGAAAGAUCUAGACACAUGUGUAUCAAAUCCAUGCAAAAACAAUGGGACAUGUAGCAACUCAAUGGACACUUAUGCAUGUGCUUGUAUUGCUGGCUAUACUGGUCAAAAUUGUGAAGGAGACAUGGAUGAGUCCAGUUCAUAUCCAUGCCAGAACAAUGGGGCAUGUAGUGACUUGUUCAAUUGUUAUCCGUGUAUUUGUAUAGCUGCAUAUACUGGUGAUCAAUGUGAAACAGAGUUAGAUGAGUGCACUUCAUAUCCAUGCCAUCACAAUGGGACAUGUAGUGACAUGAUCAAUGGUUAUUCGUGUGCUUGUAUGGCUGGGUAUAGUGGUGAAAACUGCGGAACAGACAUAGAUGAGUGCGCUUCAUAUCCAUGUCAUAAUCAAGGAACUUGUAGUGAUAUGGUAGCUGGAUACAUAUGCCAGUGUUUUAAAGGGUAUACAGGGAUGAAGUGUGAGAAACGAUUGGAUGACUGCAAUUUGAAUCGUUUAUACUCUUUUGGCUUAAGUGAAGGAAGCAAGUCACUGUAUCGUUAUCAUGAUGGUGUGUCUUUUCCUAUUUCAAUAGAAGUAGGAUUUCCUUUUUUUGAAAAUGUGUAUUCUACUGCUUACGUUGGAACCAAUGGAAUUGUUUCUUUUGGGAGACCAUUCUACUUUUGGUGGCCUCGUUAUUUUCCUGGACACAGGUGGAUAAGACGACAAAGUGUAGUUGCACCAUUCUGGGCUGAUAUUGAUAUUCGGAAUGAAGGCAAUGUCUGGUAUAAUGUUUAUACAAAUAAAGAUGACUCUGCUGUCAAGAUGGCCAAUAGUGAUAUUCGAACACUCUUAAAAGAUUAUGAAUCAUUUGAAGCUCAAUGGGUUCUUGUUUCCACAUGGGACAAAGUUCCUAAUUAUCCUGAUGGUUGUAAUUCAUACUACUACUGGUGGUGGUGUUACAGAGAUCAGUACACAGGUUUGAGAAAUACAUUUCAGGCUGUGUUGGCCACUGAUGGUCUUAGCUCGUUUGCAAUAUUUAACUACAAUUGCCAUGAUUUGCAAUGGUCUGGGAGAUGGUCAAAAGGUGUUGUUGGGUACAAUUCUGAAGGAGGGACAUACUAUGAGAAUCACAGACUGUCCCAAUAUGAUCAGGUGACAAUGAUUGAUCAUGACGUUUCAGCAUCAAAUGUAGGCAAACAAGGGAAACUUGUCUACGCUUUGCACCUUGACCCUUCAAUUAUUGCAGUAGCUAGACGCAAUUGCUUAGUGUGGUUUGAAGAGGAUCAAGCAAGAGACGAUUUGUCUUGGACUGCAGAUCUUGACCCUUGUCCUUGUAGUUGGUGGCAAGCUUGGUGGGACAGACGGUUUAGAUUUGAUUGGUUCUCUUUCUGUGCUUACUCAACUUUCCCAUCAGACAGUGGCAGCAGACAACAGUGCUGCUAUUCAACAGAUUGGUUUUCAUGGGGUGGUCUUUUGGUUGGACCUCGUUAUGGAGGCUCGGCACAACGAUACGAUCCAUCAAUAUAUUAUUCAUUACAUUACCAGCUUGAUGAUAAGCCACGUAGAGAUUGUUGCCGUGUUGGCAAUUUAUGCCAUUUGUACUACCAGAGAAGACCAUCUCAUGACUGCACAGGUUAUGUACCACAAAGGAGAGCCUGGUUCUGGGGCGACCCGCACAUUACCACACUGGAUGGUAAACAGUAUACUUUCAAUGGUUGGGGAGAAUACAUCACCAUGAAAACUGUCAAUGACACUUUUGUACUAAUGGGACGAACAAAGCCUGCUAAUGGAUCGAGUGCGACUGUAUUCUCAGCGUUUUCUAUGGCCGAGUUUUAUCCUUCUAGUGGAUUUGAAAAUCAAACUGCAAAGUCAGAUAUUGUACAUGUGGAGCUCUCUGACAACAACUCGUUAGUUGUCAAGUAUCGCUCUGUGGCAUCUAACAACCGGUCAGAUUGGCAAGACAUCAGCAGCAAUGUUACAGAACUAGACAAUUCAACUAGUUUAGAUCUUCACAUGGUGUCAAUUUCCAGACCGACAACAAAAUCUCUUACAUCAACGUUCCCACUUGGUAUAUCAGUGACUGUAGAAGCAAAAAAGGGAUUGUUGUCUGUAGUGUUUGCUGGCCCUGAUCAGCAGCGUGGUGAAACUCGAGGACUGUUGGGAGUUUGGAAUGGAAACAAGGAAGAUGACUUUGUAUUUAGAGAUGGAACCAUUCUUUCUGCUAAUGCUACAGACAGAGAAAUACAUCGGUUUGGACAAGACUGGCAAGUAACCUUACAGGAGAGUUUAUUUUACUACAAGAUGGGUGAAAAUGUGUCAACUUUUUCAUAUCCUGAUCAUUUGCCAGUUUUCUCAGAUGAGAUUCCUACCAGCACUUUUACACAGGAACAAAUUGAUCUUUGUGGUGUUGGCAAUACAGCAUGUCUCUAUGACUUCCUACAGACAGGAGAUCCUGAUAUUGCGGGAGAGACCAAGCAGACAGAUGAGGAAAACAAAGCUCUUUCUCAGAAUUUAGUGAACAACCCUCCAAAGAUGUUUGGGAAUGCAACAUUUCGUGUUCAUAUCAACACUUCUGCCACUUAUUUGUUUACUGUAUCUGAUCCAAAUGAUACAUAUGUUGUAAAUCUCAGAGGAAGUCUACCUUCUCCUUCUGACUAUUCUUUAUCUCGCAAUGGGGAUGCAUACAACUUUACUUGGACACCAACAUCUUUGUCUCCUGUUCAGCUCCUCUUUAUUGCAAAUGACUCACUUGAAUCAACAACUAUUCUUCAUCCAGAGGUUCGCAUCUGUGGCUGUGCACUCAACUUGAAUGCUACUUGCAUUGAAUCAAGUAAGGAUGGUGGAGACAAUUUGUUUAUCGUACAAGACUGCAAAUGUGGAUCUGGAUGGGAAGGACAGUUCUGUGAUCAGGACAUUGAUGGAUGCGAGGAAAUUAAUUGCUUUGAAGACGUGGAGUGUUAUGACAAUGUUGCACCACUGACUGGUGCCAAAUGUGGACCAUGUCCAAGUGGCACUCAAGUUAGUGAUGGCAAAUGUGUUGAUAUCAAUGAAUGCAAUUCAACAGACAUUCCUAAUGGUGGAUGUGAACAUAAAUGUGUGAAUCAUUUGUUCAGCUUCAAAUGCGAAUGCAACUCUGGUUUUCGUCUGAAUCAAGACAAGAAAUCAUGCUCAGACAUAGACGAAUGUGAAGAGUUAGAUUUUUGUCACCAAACUUGCAACAACACAGAAGGCUCUUUCUUUUGUGGUUGUGAAAGUGGAUUUACACUGAAUAGUGAUGAUAGCAGAACAUGUGAAGCUGACAAUGUUUGUAGCAAACCAAACAGUUGCAUACAAGAUUGUGCUGUAAUUAAAGGUGAAACUGUAUGCUUUUGUAAGCAAGGAUAUCGGGUAGAGAAUUUGGUGAUGUGUGAUGAUAUAGAUGAAUGUUUGGAGAAUAAAAACGAUUGUGAUCAAGUGUGUGUCAAUGACAAUGGCUCAUUCAGUUGCAAGUGUUCUGUAGGAUAUCGCCUUCAACUAGACGGAAAGUCUUGUCAAGACAUUAAUGAAUGUGUCGAAAAUACCCAGUCUUGCAAUAUUACUGGUCAACAGUGUGUAAAUAUGGCAGGAAGCUAUAAGUGUGAGUGUCCUGGUGGCACAAUUCUUGUCAAUAAUAGCUGUCAAGUUGAAUUACCAACUCCUACUGUAGUGACAACGACUAUAUCUUCCACUCAAUUGUCAGGUACUGCAAAAUUACAUUCAAUCACUGCAACUGUUCCCUCAGAUGUGAUCACGCCUGCCACUACACUAGAAUUUGUUGCUAUGAUUGUUGCCAAUAUGACAUUGUCAGAGUUUAAUGCUUCUGAGUCAAACUUUACAAGAGCUGUGGCUGAAGUUCUAUCCAGGUACUGUAGCGACAAUGUUGCAGAAUGUUCACAACAAGCUUUCAGGAGAAAGCGUGCCGCACUAGUUGUAGAUCCAACAGAUGUGAUUAUUGUGAGACCAGUACGUGUGGUGGGAUCUAAUCUUCAGAUUGUGUUUUAUUUUCGAGCACAUAUUUCAGUUGAUACUGCAGUGCAGGCUCUUAACUCAGCAAGAGGGCAGCAACAGUUGAGAUAUUCAGGAUUUACAGUGAUUUCUGUCAUUCGUUCUACUACCAUUACCACCACAUCUGCAGCUCCUACUAAUCGUGAAAGGACUGCUGAUUCUGGACUUAGUACUGGUCAGUUGGCUGGAAUUAUUGCUGCUUGUGGGAGUAUUGCUCUUCUUGUCAUCAUAGCUAUUACACUAUGGUGCUAUAAUGGUAGACUAUCCUCUAGAGCAAAGUCGCCUAAUGUUGAUGUUGAUGUUGAUGACAAUGGUAUGAAGAGUAUGCAACUAGUGACCAAGAAAUUUGACGGAGAUCUUAACAAGGCCACAUCUCAUUCAUCAGUUGGUUGCACUGCUAUAGAGAGUUAUCAUGUGCUGUCAUAUGGAAAUGCUGCAAAUGUUUGCUAUUUCAUACUGCAGAUAUGCAAGGGCAAGGAAACGAAAGCAUUGUUCAGUGAGCUUGGGAUCGACGUGUCACUGAUGUUAUGCUAUCUGGACAUUGCAGUUAGUGGAAGCGGCAGUGGUAGUGGCAGUGGUUUGGAAGACCUAGACACGUGUGUAUCAAAUCCAUGCAGAAACAAUGGGACAUGCCAGAGCAAUGAGACAUGCCAGAACAAUGGGACAUGUAGUGACAUGCUCAACAGUUAUUCAUGUGUUUGUAUGGCUGGCUAUACUGGUAAUCAAUGUGAAGCAGAAAUAGAUGAGUGCAGUUCGUAUCCAUGCGAAAAUAAUGGCACAUGCAGUGACAUGAUCAAUGAUUAUUCGUGUGCUUGUGUCGCUGGUUAUACUGGUGACCAAUGUGGUACAGACUUAGAUGAGUACUUGCAUCUAUGCCGGAAUAAUGGCACAUAUUAUGACAUGAGCAAUGUAUGUGUUUGUAUGGCUGGUUAUACUGGUGAUCAGUGUGAAACAGAAAUAGAUGAGUGUAGUUCAGAUCCAUGUCAUAACAAUGGGACAUGCAGUGACAUGGUCAAUGGUUAUGUGUGUGUUUGUAUGGAUGGUUACACUGGUGAUCAAUGUGAAACAGACAUAGAUGAGUGCAGUUCGUUUCCAUGUCAGAACAACGGAACAUGUAGUGACAUGUUUAAUGGUUAUUCUUGUGUUUGUGUGGCUGGAUAUACUGGUGAUCAAUGUGAAACAGACCUAGAUGAAUGCUGUUCGUUCCCAUGCCAGAACAGUGGGACAUGUAGUGAAAUGGUCAACGGUUAUUCAUGUGUUUGUAUGGCUGGUUAUACUGGUGAUCAAUGUGAAACAGACAUAGAGGAGUGCAGCUCAUAUCCAUGCCAUCACAAUGGAACAUGUAAUGACAUGAUCGAUGGUUAUUCUUGUGCUUGUAUGGCUACAUAUACUGGUGAUCAAUGUGAAACAGACGUAGGUGAGUGCGUUUCAUAUCCAUGCCAAAAUGGUGGCAUGUGCAGUGGCAUAAGCAGCGGCUACGUAUGUACUUGCAUGGAUGGUUACACUGGUGAUCAAUGUGAAACGAACAUAGAUGAGUGCAGUUCAUAUCUAUGCCAGAACAAUGGGACGUGUAGUGACAUGGUCAGUGGUUAUUCGUGUGCCUGUAUGGCUGGUUAUACUGGUGAUCAAUGUGAAACAGAUACAGAUGAAUGCAGUUCUUAUCCAUGCCAAAAUGUUGGUACAUGCAGUGACAUAAUCAAUGGCUACUUAUGUGUUUGUAUGGAUGGUUACACUGGUGAUCAAUGUGAAACAGACAUAGAUGAAUGCAGUUCGUUUCCAUGCCAGAAUGUUGGAACAUGUAGUGACACAGUCAAUGGUUAUUCAUGCGCUUGUAUUGUUGGACGUACUGGUGAUCAAUGUGAAACAGACAUAGAUGAGUGCAGUUCAUACCCAUGCCAGAACAAUGGUACAUGCAAUGACAUGAUCAAUGGUUAUUUAUGUACGUGCAUGGCUGCAUAUACUGGUAAUCAAUGUGAAACAGACGUAGGUGAGUGCGUUUCAUAUCCAUGCCAAAAUGGUGGCAUGUGCAGUGGCAUAAUCAGCGGCUACGUAUGUACUUGCAUGGAUGGUUACACUGGUGAUCACUGUGAAACAAACGUAGAUGAGUGCAGUUCAUAUCCAUGCCAGAACAAUGGGACGUGUAGUGACAUGGUCAAUGGUUAUUCAUGUGCCUGUAUGGCUGGUUAUACUGGUGAUCAAUGUGAUACAGGGAUAGAUGAGUGUAGUUCAUAUCCUUGCCAGAACGAUGGGACAUGCAGAGACAUGAUCAAUGGUUACUUAUGCGUUUGUAUGGCUGGUUAUACUGGUGAUCGAUGUGAAUCAGACAUAGAAGAGUGUAGUUCAUAUCCAUGCCAAAAUAAUGGCACAUGUAGUGACAUGAUCAAUGGUUAUUCAUGUGCUUGUUUAGCUGGUUAUACUGGUGAUCAAUGUGAAACAGAUUCAGAUGAAUGCAAUUCUUAUCCAUGCCAAAAUGCUGGUACAUGCAGUGACAUAAUCAAUGGCUACUUAUGUGUGUGUAUGGAUGGUUACACUGGUGAUCAUUGUGAAACAGACAUAGAUGAAUGCAGUUCGUUUCCAUGCCAGAAUGUUGGAACAUGUAGUGACACAGUCAAUGGUUAUUCAUGUGCUUGUAUUGUUGGACGUACUGGUGAUCAAUGUGAAACAGACAUAGAUGAGUGCAGUUCAUACCCAUGCCAGAACAAUGGUACAUGCAAUGACAUGAUCAAUGGUUAUUUAUGUACUUGCAUGGCUGCAUAUGCUGGUAAUCAAUGUGAAAAAGAUGUAGGUGAGUGCAUUUCAUAUCCCUGCCAAAAUGGUGGCACAUGCAGUAACAUAAUCAAUGGCUACUUAUGCGUUUGCAUGGAUGGUUACACUGGUGAUCACUGUGAAACAGACAUUGAUGAAUGCAGUUCGUUUCCGUGCCAGAACAAUGGGACGUGUAGUGACAUCACCAAUGGUUAUUCGUGUAAUUGUGUAGUCGACUAUACUGGUGAUCGAUGUGAAACAUACAUAGAUGAGUGCAGUUCAUUUCCAUGCCAGAACUUUGGAACGUGUAGUGACAUGAUCAAUGGUUAUUUGUGUGUUUGUAUGACUGGUUAUAGCGGUGAUCAAUGUGAAUCAGACGUAGAUGAGUGCAGUUCAUGUCCAUGCCAGAACAAUGGGACAUGCAAUGACAUGAUCAAUGGUUAUUCAUGUGCUUGUAUGGCUGGUUAUAGUGGUGACAACUGUGAAACAGACAUGGAUGAGUGCGCUUCAUAUCCAUGCCAUAAUCAAGGAACUUGUAGUGAUAUGGUAGAUGGAUACACAUGCCAGUGUUUUGAAGGGUAUACAGGGAUGAAGUGUGAGAAACAACUGGAUGACUGCAAUUUGAAUCGUUUAUACUCUUUUGGCUUAAGUGAAGGAAACAAGUCACUGUAUCGUUAUCUUGAUGGUGUGUCUUCUCCUAUUUCAAUAGAAGUAGGAUUUCCUUUUUUUGAUAAUGUGUAUUCUACUGCUUACGUUGGAACCAAUGGAAUUGUUUCUUUUGGGAGACCAUUCUACUUUUGGUGGCCUCAUUAUUUUCCUGGAUACAGUUGGAUAAGACGACAAAGUGUAGUUGCACCAUUCUGGGCUGAUGUUGAUAUUCGGAAUGAAGGCAAUGUCUGGUAUAAUGUUUAUACAAAUAAAGAUGACUCUGCUGUCAAGAUGGCCAAUAGUGAUAUUCGAACACUCUUAAAAGGUUAUGAAUCAUUUGAAGCUCAAUGGGUUCUUGUUUCCACAUGGGACAAAGUUCCUAAUUAUCCUGAUGGUUGUAAUUCAUACUACUACUGGUGGUGGUGUUACAGAGAUCAGUACACAGGUUUGAGAAAUACAUUUCAGGCUGUGUUGGCCACUGAUGGUCUUAGCUCGUUUGCAAUAUUUAACUACAAUUGCCAUGAUUUGCAAUGGUCUGGGAGAUGGUCAAAAGGUGUUGUUGGGUACAAUUCUGAAGGAGGGACAUACUAUGAGAAUCACAGACUGUCCCAAUAUGAUCAGGUGACAAUGAUUGAUCAUGACGUUUCAGCAUCAAAUGUAGGCAAACAAGGGAAACUUGUCUACGCUUUGCACCUUGACCCUUCAAUUAUUGCAGUAGCUAGACGCAAUUGCUUAGUGUGGUUUGAAGAGGAUCAAGCAAGAGACGAUUUGUCUUGGACUGCAGAUCUUGACCCUUGUCCUUGUAGUUGGUGGCAAGCUUGGUGGGACAGACGGUUUAGAUUUGAUUGGUUCUCUUUCUGUGCUUACUCAACUUUCCCAUCAGACAGUGGCAGCAGACAACAGUGCUGCUAUUCAACAGAUUGGUUUUCAUGGGGUGGUCUUUUGGUUGGACCUCGUUAUGGAGGCUCGGCACAACGAUACGAUCCAUCAAUAUAUUAUUCAUUACAUUACCAGCUUGAUGAUAAGCCACGUAGAGAUUGUUGCCGUGUUGGCAAUUUAUGCCAUUUGUACUACCAGAGAAGACCAUCUCAUGACUGCACAGGUUAUGUACCACAAAGGAGAGCCUGGUUCUGGGGCGACCCGCACAUUACCACACUGGAUGGUAAACAGUAUACUUUCAAUGGUUGGGGAGAAUUCAUCACCAUGAAAACUGUCAAUGACACUUUUGUACUAAUGGGACGAACAAAGCCUGCUAAUGGAUCGAGUGCGACUGUAUUCUCAGCGUUUUCUAUGGCCGAGUUUUAUCCUUCUAGUGGAUUUGAAAAUCAAACUGCAAAGUCAGAUAUUGUACAUGUGGAGCUCUCUGACAACAACUCGUUAGUUGUCAAGUAUCGCUCUGUGGCAUCUAACAACCGGUCAGAUUGGCAAGACAUCAGCAGCAAUGUUACAGAACUAGACAAUUCAACUAGUUUAGAUCUUCACAUGGUGUCAAUUUCCAGACCGACAACAAAAUCUCUUACAUCAACGUUCCCACUUGGUAUAUCAGUGACUGUAGAAGCAAAAAAGGGAUUGUUGUCUGUAGUGUUUGCUGGCCCUGAUCAGCAGCGUGGUGAAACUCGAGGACUGUUGGGAGUUUGGAAUGGAAACAAGGAAGAUGACUUUGUAUUUAGAAAUGGAACCAUUCUUUCUGCUAAUGCUACAGACAGAGAAAUACAUCGGUUUGGACAAGACUGGCAAGUAACCUUACAGGAGAGUUUAUUUUACUACAAGAUGAGUGAAAAUGUGUCAACUUUUUCGUAUCCUGAUCAUAUGCCAGUUUUCCCAGAUGAGAUUCCUACCAGCACUUUUACACAGGAACAAAUUGAUCUUUGUGGUGUUGGCAAUACAGCAUGUCUCUACGACUUCCUACAGACAGGAGAUCCUGAUAUUGCGGGAGAGACCAAGCAGACAGAUGAGGAAAACAAAGCUCUUUCUCAGAAUUUAGUGAACAACCCUCCAAAGAUGUUUGGGAAUGCAACAUUUCGUGUUCAUAUCAACACUUCUGCUACUUAUUUGUUUACUGUAUCUGAUCCAAAUGAUACAUAUGUUGUAAAUCUCAGAGGAAGUCUACCUCCUUCUUCUGACUAUUCUUUAUCUCGCAAUGGGGAUGCAUACAACUUUACUUGGACACCAACAUCUUUGUCUCCUGUUCAGCUCCUCUUUAUUGCAAAUGACUCACUUGAAUCAACAACUAUUCUUCAUCCAGAGGUUCGCAUCUGUGGCUGUGCACUCAACUUGAAUGCUACUUGUAUUGAAUCGAGUAAGGAUGGUGGAGACAAUUUGUUUAUCGUACAAGACUGCAAAUGUGGAUCUGGAUGGGAAGGACAGUUCUGUGAUCAGGACAUUGAUGGAUGCGAGGAAAUUAAUUGCUUUGAAGGCGUGGAGUGUUAUGACAAUGUUGCACCACUGACUGGUGCCAAAUGUGGACCAUGUCCAAGUGGCACUCAAGUUAGUGAUGGCAAAUGUGUUGAUAUCAAUGAAUGCAAUUCAACAGACAUUUCUAAUGGUGGAUGUGAACAUAAAUGUGUGAAUCAUUUGUUCAGCUUCAAAUGCGAAUGCAACUCUGGUUUUCGUCUGAAUCAAGACAAGAAAUCAUGCUUAGACAUAGACGAAUGUGAAGAGUUAGAUUUUUGUCACCAAACUUGCAACAACACAGAAGGCUCUUUCUUUUGUGGUUGUGAAAGUGGAUUUACACUGAAUAGUGAUGAUAGCAGAACAUGUGAAGCUGACAAUGUUUGUAGCAAACCAAACAGUUGCAUACAAGAUUGUGCUGUAAUUAAAGGUGAAACUGUAUGCUUUUGUAAGCAAGGAUAUCGGGUAGAGAAUUUGGUGAUGUGUGAUGAUAUAGAUGAAUGUUUGGAGAAUAAAAACGAUUGUGAUCAAGUGUGUGUCAAUAACAAUGGCUCAUUCAGUUGCAAGUGUUCUGUAGGAUAUCGCCUUCAACUAGACGGAAAGUCUUGUCAAGACAUUAAUGAAUGUGUUGAAAGUACCCAGUCUUGCAAUAUUACUGGUCAACAGUGUGUAAAUAUGGCAGGAAGCUAUAAGUGUGAGUGUCCUGGUGGCACAAUUCUUGUCAAUAAUAGCUGUCAAGUUGAAUUAUCAACUCCUACUGUAGUGACAAUGGCUGCAUCUUCCUCUCAACUGUCAGUUACGGCAAAAGCACGUUCAAUCACUGCAACUGCAACCACACCUACCACUGCACUAGAAUUUAUUGCUAUGGUAGUUGCCAAUAUGACAUUGUCAGAGUUCAAUGCUUCUGAGUCAAACUUUACAAGAGCUGUGGCUGAAGUUCUAUCCAGUUACUGUAGCGUCAAUGUAGCAGAACAUUGUCCACAACAGGCUUUCAGGAGAAAGCGUGCAGCACUAGCUAUAGAUCCAACAGAUGUGAUUAUUGUGAGACCAGUUCGUGUGGUGGGAUCUAAUCUUCAGAUUGUGUUUUAUGUUCGAGCACAUAUUUCAGUUGAUACUGCAGUGCAGGCUCUUAACUCAGCAAGAGGGCAGCAACAGUUGAGAGAUUCAGGAUUUACAGUGAUUUCUGUCAUUCGUUCUACCUCUACCACAACCACAACAUCUGUAACUCCUACUAAUCAUGGAAAGUCUGCUGAUUCUGGACUUGCUAUUGGUCAGUUGACUGCCAUUAUUGCUGCUUGUGGGAGUAUGGCCCUUCUUGUCACCAUUGCUAUUACAUUAUGGUGCUAUAAAUGUGGUAGACGAUCUUCUAAAGUGAUUCCACGUAGUGAUGAUGAUGAUGAUGGUACGGAAAGAGUGCAACUAAAAGUAGUGACCAAGUACUUUGACGGAGAUCCUAACAAGACCACAUCUCUUCCACCAGUUGGCUAACCUAGCUAAUGAUGAAUCUUCUACUGUAGUACAUUGUACCUACACUAAAUUAUAGUUGUGAUGUCUUUCAG
This is a messenger RNA of Corticium candelabrum, 11959 nucleotides long. RefSeq lists its product as uncharacterized. Gene Ontology annotation, biological process: cell-matrix adhesion. The transcript is spliced from 41 exons. Lineage: Eukaryota; Metazoa; Porifera; Homoscleromorpha; Homosclerophorida; Plakinidae. The coding region runs from base 249 to 11888 and encodes 3879 amino acids. The record is from RefSeq and is a predicted model, not a curated record. Gene Ontology annotation, molecular function: calcium ion binding; Notch binding.